UUGGCACCAAUGGACUGUCAAGUCAAGCGCGAUUUUUUGUAAUUUGAAAAGAAAAAUCUUCGUUAUAAGCGUGUGACACUCCCGUAAGUUUAUGUUGGAAAAAUAGUUAAAAAUUGCAUAAAUACUUUUCAAAACACACAAAUCCAAACGACAAACAAUCCCUGGUGCAAUGGACGACUUCCAAAAGAUUGAAAAAAUUGGCGAGGGAACCUACGGCGUCGUCUAUAAGGGUCGAAACAAAGUGACUGGACAAAUUGUAGCCAUGAAGAAGAUACGCCUCGAAUCUGAGGACGAGGGUAUUCCAUCGACGGCAAUUAGAGAAAUUUCACUGCUAAAAGAACUAAAACACCCGAACAUAGUUUGUCUAGAAGAUGUUCUGAUGGAGGAGAAUCGUUUGUAUUUGAUUUUCGAAUUUCUUUCUAUGGAUCUUAAGAAAUACAUGGACUCACUACCCAUGGACAAAAUGAUGGAUCCCGAAUUGGUGCGAUCAUAUUUGUAUCAGAUAACAAAUGCGAUACUUUUCUGUCAUCGCAGAAGAGUGUUGCAUCGUGAUUUGAAGCCACAGAACUUGCUGAUCAACAACAAUGGCGUCAUAAAGGUCGCUGACUUUGGCCUGGGGCGAUCAUUUGGAAUUCCCGUACGGAUUUACACUCACGAAAUCGUCACGCUUUGGUACAGAGCUCCAGAAGUCCUCUUAGGCUCACCUAGAUACUCCUGUCCCGUCGACAUUUGGUCCAUUGGCUGCAUAUUCGCAGAAAUGUCUACAAGAAAGCCCCUCUUCCAGGGCGAUUCAGAGAUUGAUCAGCUAUUUAGGAUGUUCCGUAUACUCCGGACACCGACUGAAGACAUUUGGCCUGGAGUCACAUCCCUGCCAGACUACAAGACUACAUUCCCAUAUUGGUCAACCAAUCAGUUGGCCAACCAAGUCAGGAAACUCAAUGCAGUUGGCCUGGAUUUGAUCAAAAAGAUGCUGGUCUACGAUCCGGUGCAUCGUAUCUCCGCCAAGGGAGUCCUUGAACAUCCGUAUUUUGAUGGCUUCGACAAAAAACUGGUACCCACAGAAUAAUUAAACAAACAAACAAUAUUUAAUUAUUAUUAAAAUUAAAAAAAUGUCAGUAUAUCGUCUCGGUCUCGUAUCUAUGUUGUAGCACAUGUUUUAAUCGAUUUUAGCUUUAAAAAAGAAACAAAAUACUAACCAACUACUUACUUUUAAAUACAAACUGUACAAAAUAAUUUUAAAUGAAUUUUUGUAUUUUUGACACUACUUAUCCGUUAUCGUCAUCCUCACCGUCAUAUUCAUGACCGCCAAAAGAUAUCAAGGUAACAAGAAGGCUGAUUAAAUAGAGAGCACAAGGCUUCGUUUUUUAAAAAAUAUUAAAACUGUAAGAAUUUGUAUGUUUUAUAAAUAAAAACAAAAUUUAUGA
Eupeodes corollae is the source of this 1424-nucleotide messenger RNA. RefSeq names its product cyclin-dependent kinase 1 (gene Cdk1). Gene Ontology annotation, biological process: protein phosphorylation; mitotic G2 DNA damage checkpoint signaling; G2/M transition of mitotic cell cycle. The coding region runs from base 170 to 1066 and encodes 298 amino acids. The transcript has a single exon. Lineage: Eukaryota; Metazoa; Arthropoda; Insecta; Diptera; Syrphidae. Gene Ontology annotation, molecular function: ATP binding; RNA polymerase II CTD heptapeptide repeat kinase activity; cyclin-dependent protein serine/threonine kinase activity. The record is from RefSeq and is a predicted model, not a curated record. Gene Ontology annotation, cellular component: nucleus.